This is a messenger RNA of Bactrocera dorsalis (oriental fruit fly), 577 nucleotides long. RefSeq names its product LIRP. Gene Ontology annotation, molecular function: hormone activity. Bases 83 to 436 code for a protein of 117 amino acids. Gene Ontology annotation, cellular component: extracellular region. The transcript is spliced from 2 exons. The record is from RefSeq and is a predicted model, not a curated record. Lineage: Eukaryota; Metazoa; Arthropoda; Insecta; Diptera; Tephritidae.
CAGCUUCAAUAGAACGUUGUGUCGAACUAAAAGAGUUAAUUGUUAACACAUACUCAUACAACCAAAUAAAUUAACUACCGCUAUGAUCUCGAGUGCGCUGAAAAUUGUUACCCUUAUAGCGGUCUUCAUAGUUGGCUUGGAGCAUAUUUCGGCGCAACAAGCCGUUUGUGGCCCUGCCAUAGACGCAGCACUCAGUAUUAUGUGCGAAAAUGGCUUUAAUACGAAGUUCAAGAAAUCACUGGAAUGGGAUGGCCUAGGUAACGCUGAGCCCGAAGAGCUGUCACCUUUCGGCUUGAUGAACUUUCCUUUCUUAGGCAAAAAUCAUGGCGGCCACGUCGAUACAGUGGCCAAAACUCGCCGUCGACGGGAAGGUGUUUACGAUGAAUGCUGCCGUAAGCCUUGCUCCUACGGCGAGUUGUUAUCCUACUGCAAAUAGGCUUACUAAAUUUCUAAAAUCUUCUAAAUGACUUUCACGUUAAAUGAAUUUGUUAUACGUCUAUGCUCUUUGUUAGUCGAAAGAAUAAUCUAAGAGGCGUUUUGAAAUCCUUAUGAUAGUUAAAAAAUAUAUACUUACUUA